AUGGCAUCAGUGGUCACUUCACACAGAACUGGUCUAGUCAGGGGUGCUCGACCAGAAGCCAUAUUGAUUGUCUUGUUCCUUCUCAUCGCGCUGUUCGUAUUCUUAGGUGGAGGUAAAAAGAAAGGCAAAGGUAAAAGUUAUGAGAGACGUGAAGAAGGGGGCGAAGCUAGAGAAAGAAAAGGUAGAAGUAGGAGAAGUGAACCGGACAGUGAUUCGGAAAGUGGACGAUCCGACACCGAAAGAAAAAGCCGAACGAAGAGAUCAAGUGAUCGAGGACGUACACCCACUUCGUCAUCCGAUGACGAACGAGAUAAGAAAGAGAGGGAACGGGCUGAACGAAAAAAGAAACGUAAAGAGGAAGAAGAAAAGGAUAGAAAGAAGAAAUCACAAGAACUAGCUGCACAAUCUCAAGCCCAAGUUCAAGACGAUGCAGUACCUCGAAUGGACGCUCCCAGCUUGCUUGAUGAAAAUAUCGAUCCCUUAUCUGAUAAGUUGUGGCAACGAGAUCCUACCAAAAGACCUGAAAGACCUAGUGGUAGAUCACCUCCAAUCUUACUAAAGCGAGAUGAGAACAAUCAAUGGACUCGACCUCCCUUAUCAGGCAAGAAGGGCGUAUCGUUCGAUGAUGGUGGUAUACAAGGUAAAGAACUGAGUUCUGUAGCUGCAUACAAUCAUGAAGAUCCUUCAAAUAGGAUAUACGACCAGUCCCAUACAGACAUCAAAAGGAAUCAUGUAUCUACCGAGAGAGGAAGAGAUGGAGAUGUUUUACAAGGUAAGAUCGACGGAAGUCAAUCGCCUUUGAUCGAUUUGAUAAAGAGUGGUAAAUUGAGUGAAAAGUUGGUGGAGAUGAUGAGAAGAUUAGAAUGGGCAUGUUUAAUUGAUCAUUUAGAUCUAUUGAACCAAAUCCCUCAAAAUGUAUUGAAAGAAUCAAACGAUAUUAUAAACAAGGAAACUUUCAUACCCAAAAUUGGACCUGUACCGAACUCGAUUAUCGAUAUAAUCCAACAAAUGUUGAUUGAAAAAGCCAUCGAUUUGCCUUUGGUUUUAUCCUCUCAAUCGAACCCGAAUAUGGAACAUGUUAAUCCGAAUAUACCAUAUGAUGAAGAUCCGGAUAUCAGACCAUUAGAUAAGAAGACCGUACAGGAUAAUUUCAUAAAUAAACAUUUAUAUCAAUUUGGAAUUGCUGCAGAGGAUAUAAGGGAUAACUUGGGGUAUGGACAUUGGAAGGAUCUGGAGGUUGAUACGAUUAGAGAAGUGGUUUAUAAAUGGACUGAAAGAAAGAUGAAAGAAGCUUCUGAACCUCAAAUCGAAACUCAAGACCAACCGGGAGAGGAACAAUAUGAUAUAUUUAGAUUGUUACUGGGAUAUUUCUUACCUUACUAUCGAGCUAUAACUUCAUUCCGACCUAAACAUUUCAAAGAGAGAGAUAAAGUACCUGGAUUCAAUGAGAAGGUAGGACCUGUGAAUGCAGGCUUAGUUCAAUGGUUAAGAUAUAUAGGUAAAUGUUUAUUGAUUUCUAGAAUAUUCAGUGAGAAUGGAAGUGAAGUUUCGUUAGAUUUAUCAUUGAAGGUACAAGUUUCGAAGAGGUCGAGACAAGUUGGUUUUAUCGUUGAUUAUACUUUAUUUAUACCUAAACCCACUGAAGAUGAGGGACAAAAAAGGUUAAUAGGUAUGAUAUAUCAAUCGAGAGAGAUAUUGGAAAGGGUCAAACAUACUUUGAUACUUUGGGUUAAUCACUUGAAUGAAAAAGUUUAUCCACCGAGGGAUUCUGGGAAUUAUCUGUUCAACGAUUUAUAUCCAUUUCAGAUUAAUAGAUUGACAUUCAGACCUGGUUUACCCCUUCAAGCUAUCAAUUUUCAAUCAUUACAACGAUCACUUACCUCACCCAGUCCACCAGAUACAAGUGACGGGAGGGAAAAGAUGAUUAUGAACGUUUCGUCAAGUCAUAUAGAAGAGAUGUUCGAAAGAUCAAAACAGAGAGGUGAAGGACCAAGUUUCUUUGGUGAAUUGUAUAGAACGAUAACCUGUCAGAUGAUUAGAUUUAUAAAUAAAAGACAAUAUCAUUGGUAUAAACCUUCCACCGACGCGGAAGGGGGAGGAGUAUAUGAAAAAUUUGAUGAAAAGCAAUUCGAAUUCUUAUUGAUGUUGAUCGGACCAGGUCUAAGUAAAGUCCAAUUGACCGAGGAAUACAAAUCCAAAACUACCGGUGAGAAAGUCAAGGAUAAAGACUCGAUGUUAGAAUACAAUUAUGGAGAUACAGUUAAAUACUCUCAACUCCAGGCAAUAGAUUUUGGCGGAUUGAUCCCAAUUGAAAAACCACCUCCUGGGUAUGCUUCAUUUGGUGAUAAGAAAAUUGUAAAAUUGGAUUUGUUUAAAGGUUUGAAAUGGAUUUUAUUACCUAUUCAAUUCAAUACCGGGGACUCCCAAGGUGGUGGUGCGGUUUAUUCAGCGAAUUUAGUAGUUAAUGAUAAUUUGGGAUUAACAAAUUACCUCUAUGGUAAUUCCCAAAAAUCUUUAUCUGUGACGUUCCAUGGAAGAUCGUUGGAAGAUAAAAAUCGUCUAGCAGUUGAAUUGGCUCAAACGACCGUAGAACAAAUCAAUAGAUGGAUAAAAGAUAUAUCGGAAAACACAAACAUGAUGGAUGCACAGCAGAUCAGAAGGAGGGUGAUGGAGAAAGUGGAUAUGACUAAAAGGAUGAUAAGGAAUAAAGUCAAAUUCGCCAUCAUCUCACCUAAUAGCCAACACAAGCAACAGCAACAAGCUGAAAUUGAAAAUUUCGAUGAUACGAAUAACUUGAAUGAUUUUGAUAUCCCACAGGAGAUGUUACCUCCUGGAUUGGUUGGAUAA
Kwoniella botswanensis is the source of this 2847-nucleotide messenger RNA. RefSeq lists its product as uncharacterized. The transcript has a single exon. Bases 1 to 2847 code for a protein of 948 amino acids. NCBI's taxonomy places the organism in Eukaryota, Fungi, Basidiomycota, Tremellomycetes, Tremellales, Cryptococcaceae. The record is from RefSeq and is a predicted model, not a curated record.